AUAAGCUACAAAAAAAAUGUCUGUGUACUCAAAACUGCCCUCAGAGCUGAAGAAACCCGUUGUGAGAAACACCAUUCUUCUUGUAGUUGCGCUAUAUGGUGCGAAGAAAUUUUCCCCUUUUGUAUAUGGCAAGCUUAAAGGAAGGACUAGUAAACAGGUUAAGGCCACAGACCCGGUUACCUCCAAUAGAGAACCUCAAGAAGUGGAAGCCGCAAAGAAAAAGAAAAGCUCCCCGGCUGUGAACCGUGAAUUCUUCGAGAGGUUGAUUCAUCUCUUGAAAAUCCUCUUUCCUCGACUUUUCUGCAAAGAACUCGGCCUGCUCGGUUUCCACUCUCUGGCCCUCAUUUCACGCACCUUUCUCUCCAUCUAUGUAGCCAAUUUGGAUGGGCAAAUAGUGAAAACCAUUGUGAAGAAAGACCCCAGGGCGUUUGUGGUUGAGUUAACCAAAUGGCUGCUCAUUGCCACUCCCGCCACUUUUGUGAACAGUGCCAUCCUUUACCUGGAGGGUCAGCUGACCCUCGCCUUUCGCACCUGGUUGGUCACCCACGCCUACAUGAUGUAUUUCAGCGAUCAGACCUAUUAUCGUGUCAGCAACAUGGAUGGCAGACUGGCGAACCCCGAUCAGUCUUUGACUGAAGAUGUGGUGAUGUUCGCUGCCUCUGUGGCUCAUCUGUACUCUAACCUGACCAAACCUAUCCUAGAUGUAGUGGUGACCUGUUACACGCUCAUUAAAACUGCCGAGUCGAAAGGUGCCAACACCACAUGGUCCUCCAUCAUAGCUGGCAUUGUGGUGGCACUUACUGCCAAGAUUCUGAGAGCAUUCUCGCCCCGCUUUGGUAAGCUGGUGGCUGAGGAAGGCAGGAGGAAAGGCGACCUGAGAUACAUGCAUUCACGCAUAAUCCCCAAUUCAGAGGAGAUCGCCUUCUAUUGAGGACAUAAGAUCGAGAUGUUGCAGCUGCAGCAGAGCUACACUGCAGUGUCCAAGCAGAUUAACCUGAUCCUGUUCAAGAGGCUGUGGUAUGUCAUGCUGGAACAGUUCCUGAUGAAAUAUCUCUGGAGUGCAUCGGGCCUGGUCAUGGUCGCCGUGCCCAUCAACACUGCCACCAGAUACUCUAAAUAUGAUUCAGAGGAUGUAAAACAGGCAGCCCUGGUGAUGAAGGAGGAGGACUUGGUGAGUGAACGCACACAGGCCUUCACCACGGCCCGGAACCUUCUGAACGCUGCAGCUGAUGCGGUGGAGAGGAUCAUGAUCUCCUACAAAGAGGUCACAGAGCUGGCUGGAUAUACGGCUCGUGUGUAUGAGAUGUUUGAAGUGUUUGAGGAUGUGCGUGCUGGGAUGUACCGCCGUUCACUCUCAGAGCUAAAGCCAGAAGAGACAGGGGCGGCUCGGAAGAUUAAACAUGGCAUGAGAGUGGAGGGACCACUCCAGAUCAGAGGUAACGUGAUUGAUGUGGAACAGGGCAUCAAAUGUGAAAACCUACCCAUAAUAACUCCAACAGGGGAUGUGGUGGUUUCCAGCCUGAACCUACAGGUUGAUGAAGGCAUGCAUCUGCUGAUCACGGGCCCUAACGGUUGUGGAAAAAGCUCUCUGUUCAGAAUCCUGAGCGGCCUCUGGCCCGUCUACAGCGGAGUGCUUUACAAGCCAUCACCCGAGCACAUGUUUUACAUACCUCAAAGGCCUUAUAUGUCGGUGGGAACGCUGAGAGAUCAGGUCAUCUACCCUCACUCUGUUCAGGAGAUGCUGGAAAAAGGCAUCACUGACCAGCAGCUGGAAGACAUCCUCAAAACUGUGAACCUCUGCUACAUCCUGGAGAGAGAAGGAGGUUGGGAUGCAAUGAGCCACUGGAAGGACGUGUUGUCUGGAGGAGAGAAGCAGCGGAUGGGCAUGGCCAGGAUGUUUUACCAUAAGCCUCAAUACGCCCUCCUGGAUGAGUGCACGAGUGCUAUGAGUAUUGAUGUGGAAGGCAAAAUCUUUGAAGCUGCAAAGGAUGCUGGGAUUGCUCUUCUCUCUAUUACACACCGUCCUUCUCUCUGGAAGUACCACUCCCACCUGCUGCAGUUUGAUGGCGAGGGCGGCUGGCGCUUUGAAAAGCUGGACGCCUCCACGCGUAUUUCCCUGCAGGACGAGAAGCUCCGACUUGAGACCCAGCUCUCGGGAAUUCCCAUGAUGCAGCAGCAGCUGGCAGAGCUGUGCCACAUUCUGGGAGAAGACAGCAGUCUGACAAACCCAGGGGAAGUGGAGGAAGAUGACCAGAAGGAGGGGGAGGAGAAGGAGAGAGAUGUGGUGUCUGGUAGAAAAGAGAAAGAACUUAUAGAGUGAUUUAGAGAUAGGUGUGAGCGUAUGUGUGUGUGCAUACAGUAUAUCUGCCCACAUUUGUUUUAGAUGCAUGCAUUGACUUGAGAAUGUGUUUCUAAUAGGGUUGGGAAUCAAGAACUUAAUCAGAACCAGUUCCAUUUUUUAAGGAAAUAUCACAGCGGGAAUCGUUUUAAGGAUGUUUGGUUCUAUUGACGGUUUUAGAACGUUUACAUUCCACCAACGAUUCAGAAGAAACUCAGCAAUAAAAUAUGCAAAUCAGAUGAAUGUAUCAGAGCCACAUUGAACCACCUUUGCUGUUGUCAUGAUGAUCACUGUGCAUCUUAUUUUUUAGCUUGCAUGAGAAUCAGCAAUCAAAAGUUGAGUGUGUAAUUGUCAAUUUCCAUGCUUUAAAAAGUCUGUGAAAAUUGGCUAUAACCUUUUCUUUUUCACACACUGAUUACAUUUAGGGUUGUGAGUCAUUCAGAACUGAAUUCAGAAUGUUUUUAACCCUUGUGCUGCAAAAUCAUUUACCUAAUAGGCCAGAAAAUGGCUGGCCUUUUAAAAUAAUUGCUUAUAAAAUUCUUGUUAUGCUGUAUUUUCACCAAAUCUUGGAUUUAAUUUUUUUGUCAACUUGUUUUCUUUCAAUCAGCACAGAUUUUGUAUAUCUUUUUUCGAACUGAUUGAUCGUAGGCCUUUUUGAUCUAAGUGAAUGCACCUCAGAUUUUGAGUCAAAAAGCGUUAUUUGUGGAUAAUCAAUCAGUUCUAAAAAGAAAAAGAAAACCUGUGCUAACUGAAUCAGAAUCAAAUUCAAAUUUGAAUGCAAGAAAAUGUAUUUAAAAUAAUUUGGUAUUUUAGAAUUUAGAAAUGUCAUUUUUACCUAGAAAUUGUCAAGAAAGUUUUGAAAAAACUUUACUUUUUGAGGUUUAAAGAAUUUAAAGAAUGAAUAAUAGAUAAAUGGAUAUAUUCUAUUAAACUGAUUUGAAAGUGUCAGUUUUUAAAUUCUCAGCUAAAUAGAUGGUAUAAUUUAGGUGAGCUAAAGAAACAGAUAAAAUGCAUUCUUGUCUUUUCCCAAGAAUUGCAUAAUACAUGAAAUUUUAUUUCAAAAUUUCACAACAGGCUUCUGAGGGUAGUGAAUGCAGAACACUAAUUUUCCAUUCUCUCUGCUUCAAAAUUACUAUUAACAGAACCAUUAAGGAUUCAGAAUCAGAUUCCCAUAUUUAGUCUCUAGACAGAAAACGCACAGUGAACACUUUAAAGCUUUUUUAGCUGUACAAAGACAAUGCAGUUAGUGUGUGUGUGUGUUUGUUUAUGUAUGCAUGUAUGUACUGUAUGUGUGUGUGUGUGUGUAGUACUCAAGACUGGGUGUGUUUUGGAGGGGGUGGGAGACAGCUGCCAACUCCACCAGGUGCAGUCAAUGAUGAAAGCCCCUAUGAAAGCUGUUCCUCUUGCUCGUUAUCGCUGUUCUCUGAAGAAUUCUCUGGAAAUCUGUGAACCCAGGCAGCGUGUGUGUCUGUGCCUUUAGGGAAAGGGAGUUAGGGCUCUGCUGUUUUGUAUCAGUUCAGUGGUGGUAUUUUCAAACUUGUAAGUCACCAUGAGUGCUGUAGUUCAAAUCCGUGCCGUUUUAACACAACAUCAAAAAGGGUACAUUUGUCCUCAGUGCAGAUGAUAUGUGUUUUUAUUAUUAUCCAGUUCUAAUAGAUAUUUAAACAGUGACCACAUUUCCAUGCACAUGAAUGCUGUGUACAUGUAUACAGGAAUACCUCAAUAGUAUGCUGUUAACAUUUUUUCUGUGAUAAUGUGCAAGUAAUUGUGGUCAAUAAGAAAUGGCUAAUUUUAAAAUGUAGCUUUUAUUCUUUAAACAAUCAGCGAGAAGCUAUGGAAGCCUUUUUGCACCACAGGAUGAAAAAAAUAAUUGCAACUUUUUAUCUUACAUUUCUGACUUGUUUUCUUGCAGUUCUGAGAGAAAAAAGUCAGAAAUGCAAGAUAUCAACUCAGAAUUGAGAAAUAGAAACAUGCAGUUCUAGGAAUUAUUAAUCACAAUUAGUUAACUUUCAAUUGUAAGAUAUAAACCCAUUUCUGUUGUCUGAUAAGCCCAAGUUUAUGUCGUCUGAUAUAUCUGUUGUGUUAGUUGUAAGGUGAUGGCCACUAGAGUUAAUCUGAACAUUAACAAGACCUCUUGCAGCUGAGACAUUUCUCUAAAGUGUCCUUAGAAUUUCAAUCAUUUAUUUUAACAUUUCAAAGUGCUUUUGUUCUCUUGUUGUGUGUUGACUUCAGAAGGUCAGUCACUUGAAAGAUGUUUGACGAUUGUAACAUUUAAUUACUGCUUUAAAAGAAAUUUCCAUUAAAAAAAAACAUCUGUCCACAAUAUUUGUAUGACAUUGAAUUUCAUAAUGUCUGUAUUUCUUACUAAAAUAUUUUAUAAUGUGAGAUUUUGCACACAUAAUGCACGUGAUUUUACUUUUGCUAACGCAAACUAUUUUGUAUUAUGUUUUUUUUUUAGGUAUGACUGAUAAAAGCGAUUGCAAUGUAAUUGAUUCAAUAUUGGACCCUUUGCACAUU
This is a messenger RNA of Cyprinus carpio (common carp), 4855 nucleotides long. Its product is annotated as ATP-binding cassette sub-family D member 1-like. The record is from RefSeq and is a predicted model, not a curated record. The transcript is spliced from 10 exons. Gene Ontology annotation, molecular function: ATP binding; ABC-type transporter activity; long-chain fatty acid transmembrane transporter activity. NCBI's taxonomy places the organism in Eukaryota, Metazoa, Chordata, Actinopteri, Cypriniformes, Cyprinidae. Gene Ontology annotation, cellular component: peroxisomal membrane. Gene Ontology annotation, biological process: very long-chain fatty acid catabolic process; long-chain fatty acid import into peroxisome; peroxisome organization.